GUGUUUGUGUAUGCGAGUGUGUGUGAGUUUGUGUAUCCACUAGAGCCACUGAGCCCUGGACAGAGGUUGGUUUUACAGGAGUUCUUGGAAUUAGGCUUUGCUGCCCCAUCUCAGGACUAUCAUGACCAGGGAGCUUGUAGCACGGGAACAAUGAAAGGGGUAUACUGUCACAUUCUACUUGCUGUUGACGUUGGAUAUUUGAUGGACAUUACUUUCACUAUGGAAAUAGGCUUGAAGGAUCUGCUUUGAGGUCCACAGUGGAAGUUGUUGAGGCACACUCCACACCCUGGCUGCUUAUGAAAGGUGCAGGGAUUACUUUACCACAAUGAGCAUAUUGCAAAUCUCUACCAGUCAACAUUGAUAUACCAUGGAGAAGAGAUGAUCCUGUCCAUCUGCGGAUAAACAAAUAUAAUCAAAGAUCAUGGGGAAUUCGUACGCAGGGCAGCUGAAGUCUGCCCGCUUCGAAGAAGCUCUGCAUAACUCUAUAGAGGCCUCACUGAGAUCGAGCAGCGGCGACCCACAGCCCGUAUUCACCCAGCUUUAUCUCGAGCCCGAUCAGUAUCCUAGCAACCUGGAAGAUAUUAAACCCAAAAUGGACCUGAGCCUCAGGUCUGACCCUUCCAGCCAUGUGCUGGUGAACUGCCAGUCCUCUAAUUGCAUUGAUGAGAUGGAUGACGAGGAUGAAUCGGACACCAGCAGUCCACCCCUGCCUUUCCUACAGGGGCCGGCUCUUGAUGGCUGCUGCACUAUGGAUGGAUUUUGUCAAGCAGGAAAGGACCUUCGCCUGGUUUCCAUGGCAACAGAGUCCAUCGAGGUUCCUGUAGGGUUCGAGCUGGUCGGUGCCAAAUCGCCCAGCAUCCCAGAGCACAUCCUUGUCUGUGCAGUCGACAAGCGCUUCCUGCCAGAUGAGAAUGGGAAAAAUGCACUUUUAGGAUUUUCAGGUAACUGUGUGGGCUGUGGUGAAAAAGGGUUUCGAUAUUUCACCGAGUUCUCCAACCAUAUCAACCUGAAGUUAUCCACUCAGCCGAAGAAGCAGAAGCACUUAAAGUACUACCUGGUGAAAAACACUCAGGGUGCUCUGUGCAAGGGAGCUCUCAUCUGCUGGAAAGAUUGUAAGACAAGGCCGUUCUCAAGCAGUGCUGCUUCAUCCAAACCAAGUUCCUCUUCCUCACUAAGCAGCAAGGAAAAUGGGGACACAAAUGGCCAUAGCCCUUCUUUAUUCCCUCUCUCAGACUCUCCUCCAGCUCGCAUUCCAUCCAGUUCAUCCUCAGGGAUUUUUGGAACACCAGAUCUGGGCUUCCUCAAACCACUGAACACACCGACCCACGGGACCAAAACUUUACCGAUUGUUCCCACAGCCCUGCGAGUUAACGGUUUGACUAAUGGUUUAAGUUUGGACGGACGGUCCAAUCUACUGAGCCCCCCUCAUACAAACCCACUCGGCACACCUAGUCAUGGUUAUCGGACCACAGAACCAGGGGACAGCCCAGCAUCCUCUGCUAUGACAUCAGGUCCACCCAAAAAGCGUCACCGCAGCUGGCACCCCACCACUCUAGUGCCCGUCCCAGCCACGGCUGUCCCUGUGCCAGCCAUCCGGCCGCUAACGUGCAGCUCAGGUUCUUUGUUGGCCCUGUCCAGUCAACAGCCUCCGACAGUGUCAGGGGUCAUACAGCCCCAGCCAAUCACAGCAGGAGAAACUGUCAUCAUCCCUGACAACCUUCUGAACACUUCUGGGGUCCGGCCAGUUCUUCUUAUUGGUCAAGGCACUUUACCGUACUUUUUUGGCAAUGUGGGCGAUCUGGUUGUGAGCCCCCUGCUGGUGAGCUGCUAUAAGGGCAGGGAGCUGAAUGAGAAGACACUCGCCAGUCUGGGCAUGUCAGCCAGCCAGUUACUCACAACUGAGACUAUGAUACUUCUUACACUGCAGUACCUUGCUCGAUUGGGUACAGAGCAGAUCCCACUUCGGGAGGAAUUCGAGCAGAUUGUUUUGAAGGCCAUGCUGUGUGGGCCGAUAGGGCCGCCCGUGUCUCCUGCACAGCUGCCCUGGUUGGCUCGAAUGGAGGCCAGUGUUUCGGGGGGCAGCGUUCAGGUGCUGGUUACCCACGGCUCUCUCGGGGAGGGCAUCUCCGAGUCCCUGCGCUCGCUGAGCGAAACUCCACCACAGCAACAACAGUGUCUGCCCAACUACGUACUCAUUAUCUGCACCUCCAAAAGCGGAGCUAAUGAGUUUUGUGUGCUAGUGCUGGGUAAAUAUCAAUCCCGAGCCUUGGCUGAAAGCAUGCUUACUACCAAUGAGUUUCUGAAGGAGAUCAGUUAUGAGCUCAUCACAGGGAAAGUCAGUGUUCUCGCCUCUCACUUCCAAAGCACCUCAUUAGGUGACAACUUGGACAAACAGCUUGUUCGGUAUCAACGCAAACGCAAAGACCGGGUGGUUCAGCCUUUUCAGGGACAUCUCACUGAGUACAUCCACUCCCAAGAAGCUGCUGCUAUGAUACCAGAAUCAGGUCCAGAUGUACUCAGCGAUAGCUUUCAGAUAUACCCUCCACAGUUGAGCGUGGCACGCAGCCUUCUGUCACAGGUGUGCGCUAUUGCCGACUCGGGCAGCCAGAGCUUGGAUCUGGGACGCUUUUGCAAAGUAGACUUUCUGAUCUUGGUCCCACCCUCCCAUGUGCUGGUGCACCAAACAGUCCAGCGCAUACGACAAUCAGGUGUCUUGAUAGAUCUCGGUAUAGAGGACGCGCCAUUAGCCCAACAGAAAUCUGACAAGUACGUUGUGCGUCUGGAUGCGGAGGUACACUCAAAAAUGGAGGCGUUUAUGAAGAAAGUCAAGCAGAAUCCUUACACACUCUUCGUCCUUAUUCACGACAACUCACACGUCGACCUGACCAGUGCCCUGUCAGGGUCCGUCUGUCACGGGGAACUGCAGGGAUUGGCAGACCGGGUGGUGAACUGUCCAGAGGUCCUGGAAGCAAUAAACCUGCUGGUCCUGCAGGUCAGCUGUUUUCCCUUCACCCUGCAGAGCCGGCAGUCGCGCAUCAGUACCCAGAACGAAGUGCACUGGCCCGACACUCAGACCCUGCAGGGUGAAGCUUCUCCUAAAGAUUUGGUCUACUUUGGGUUAAAGGAUUACAGUCAGUCACUGCAGUGGGGGGUUGCGAGUCCAAUUCUCCGAUGUGAUGACGCAUUUGAGCGGAUGGUCAAAACCCUUCUGGAGAGGCACCCACACCUGCACAGUAUGGUGAUCCGCAGCUACCUGCUCAUUCAGCAGUACACUGAGGCUCUGAUGGCCCUCACGGCAGCCCCCUCACUGCGGGACCACGUGACCCCUCAGACCCUCGCCAUGGUGGAGGAUCUGCUGAGCGUGCCCGGUCGCAGCAGGCACGGGUGCGGCCACAUGCUGCUGGUGCGCGUGCCAUCGCUGCAGCUGGCACGUCUGGCACAGGAGCGGCUAGAGGAGGCCCGGGACAAGCUGGGAUUGCAGUACCGAUUUGCUGUGCUGCUGGGCAGCCCCGCUGCUGAAAUCAACCUACCUGUCCACUUCUGUGCCCGCCUGCGGGCUUGGCGGGGCUGUAAAAAUGAAGAGUGGGUCCCACACACAUAUGAAGAUCUGGAGGGACUUCCGUGCAUUGUCAUCCUCACUGGAAAAGAUCCUCUAGGAGAGAGCUUCCCAAGGUCUUUGAAGUACUGUGACCUGAGGUUGAUUGACUCCAGCUACCUGACCCGUACGGCACUCGAGCAGGAGGUGGGUUUGGCCUGCUCGUACAUCACACGCAGUGUGAUACCUGAGACCAAAACUAUGGGAGGCAGGGAGGAGAGACAGAGAGAGCACGAGAGGAGCUCAGGAGAAAUACCAGAACAUGAUGAACUUCAGAUGGAGCUGGAGAGACCACCCAGUAAUGCCAGCGCUGCUACCAGAACCUCUGGCUCCACUACUGAAAAUGGCGUCAGUUCCUCAAGUGUGCUCGACAAACCCUCCUCCCACAGUGACCCGGCCAAUAGCAGCAGAGGGUUACUGGACUCGUGCACUUCUCCCACUCGCUUCAAGCAGGAAUGUGACUCUCAAGCGCCGGGCUCUUUAGCCACGCCCUCUUUCUCAUCCGCUUCCUCGUCCUCUUCUUCUUCCUCCUCUCCGGCGGCUCAGAGACCGAGUCAGUCCACCCAGGCACCGCGUGAAGGGAGCAAGACACAUGUCUUCCCCAGGACGGCUGUGCUCUCCCGUGCGGCCUAUGCCCUGCUGGCUCCGGAAGCAUUGGGUCAACCCAGUUCAGCGUCUCUGUUACCCCAUGCUGACGUGUCUUGGAGCAGCCCUCUCAGACCGCCUGUUCCUCACGGCCUAGGCGGAGCAGAGCAGUCCCUGUAUUAUCGGCAGUGGACCACAGCUAGGCAGCACCAUGCAGAUUAUGAAGGGCCUGCUGUGCUGCAUCCCAGACGGCUGCUGCUGAGCGGACCGCCACAGGUGGGAAAAACCGGCGCGUAUCUGCAGUUUCUGCGGAUUUUGUUUCGCAUGCUGAUCCGCCUGCUGGAGGUGGAUGUUUAUGAUGAAGAAGAGCUGGAUGAGGACGUGCCUGAUACCUCCAAAGAUCCUCCUGCAAGUGGGCCGCAGUGGCCCGAUGUUGAGGACGUCCGUAAAAUGCGAUUCGACCUUUAUCCACGUGACUACAAGUUCAGUCAUGCAAGCCCUGUGUAUACAGAGGGGACACCAAAGACACUAAAUGGAGUGAAAAUAGAGAGGUUAGAGACAGAAGAGGAGACACCGAAGAGAAACACAGUGUCGGUCAGGCUAAGCAUGUUCGCGGCCCAUAAUGCCUUUCAUCACUGUGAGCAGUGUCAUCAUUACAGUGAGCCGCCUCCUGCUACUCAGCUGUCUGAAUGUACCUUCCAUGCCUUCACGUUCUGCUCAUCCAUGCUGGGAGAGGAAGUCCAGCUGCACUUUAUCAUCCCCAAAACCAAAGAGCAUCAUUUUGUCUUCAGUCAGCAGGGCAGUCACCUGGAGAGCAUGCGGCUCCCAUUGCUCUCUGAUAAGGAGUCUGGCAUGUUGAAAAGUCCCAUCUUCACCCCCACCACGGGUCGUCAAGAGCACGGUCUUCUCAACAUCUACCAUGCCAUGGAGGGAGUCGAACAUCUGCACAUCCUGGUGGUUAAGCAGUAUGAAAUGCCUCUCUACAGGAAAUACUGGCCCAACCACAUCCUUCUGGUGCUGCCUGCUAUGUUCAACAACUCGGGUGUUGGGGCGGCUCGCUUCAUGAUCAAGGAGCUGUCCUACCACAACCUGGAGCUGGAGAGGAACCGGCAGGAGGAGCAGGGUGUCAGACGCCAGGACGUCUGGCCCUUUAUCAUCAUGAUGGAUGAUUCAUGCGUCCUAUGGAACGCCCAUCAACCUGGACCUGAAGGCAUGAGUGAGAUGAUGAAUGUGUCACUGAAGAGCGUCUUACAGCAUUUGGAGACCACUCCAAAGAUCUCGCUUUAUGCCAUGUGCGGCCUUCAGAAGUGGAGCAGUAGUUUGUCUUCUCGACCUCACGGGAUGUCUUUCUCUCGUUGUCACCUCCAUGACCUCAUCAUGCUGAAUGUUGACCUCACCCAGAAUGUUCAGUAUGACCUAAACCGGUUUACGUGUGAAGAGGUGGACUUUAACCUGAGGGCAAACAGCAGUGGUCUUCUGUUGUGUCGUUUUAAUCACUUCAGCAUCAUGAAGAAACACAUCCCCAUAGGAGGACAUAGAAACUUCCAUAUCAAGCCUAAACUUAUGAGGAUGGAGACCCCUGUGCACGUAAGUGCAUCUCAAUACGUCUGCGCCCCGGACAGUGAACAGACGCUGCUGUCUGCUCCUGCUCAACUCCUGCUGGAGAAGUUUUUGCAGAACUGCAGCCACCGUCUCUUUCCUCUGGCUCUCUGUAACAGCUCAAACCCAGUGUUGUCUAUCGACAGCUAUCUCAGUCUCGGCCCAGAGAUUCAGGUAUGUUACGUCAGCUCUCGGCCUCACUCGGUGAAUGUGGAUCAUCAGGGACUCGUCUUCAGCGGGUUAUUGCUUUACUUGUGUGACUCCUUUGUAGUUUCAAACCUUCUAAAAAAGUUCAACUUUCUGAAAGGCGCCACAUUGUGCGUCAUCUGUCAGGACCGGAGCUCUUUGCGUCAGACAAUUGUUCGUUUGGAACUAGAAGACGAAUGGCAGUUUCGUCUGCGGGAUGAAUUUCAGACGGCCAACUGCAGUGAGGAUCGGCCACUUUACUUUCUAACAGGACGCCACAUUUAGUCAUCUACAUUGUAUCGAUCAAUUAAAUGACAGUCGAGGGAAUCCAAAGAAACAAUGUUUUCCUGACAUCAAGAUUAGGAUGUGAGAAAUUACUGGAACUGAGCUUUUCUACAGUAAGGAUUUCUCCUCAACGUGGGCUCGCCACUCGGCUCUACCUCGGAUGUUGGACACAUGCCUUGUGUGUUCGCCUUUUUUUACAUUUUUGGAAAAUCUUCGAUGACUUUGUUGGAGAUUUACGCGCGAAGGACGACUUCUGAAUGAUUGUAAAUGUUCCUAUAUGUUCUUACGGACAUAUAUGUAAUCUCAGGGUUUUUUGUCUUAAGACAAAAAAAGGACUACUGCUAUUCCUUCUCUAUCGCCUAUUUUAUGUAUAAUUGUUUCCUCCAAAGACUUUAAAUUCAAGAGCGAAGAUCUUCUGGAUACUUUUAUCUUGCCAAAGAUAUCAACCGACGUAAUCAAAAAUACUCAUCAUGUUCUCUUGAGAAUUGUCAGCUCAUCCGUUUCAAAGUUCAAUUGCUGAUUACUACAUCCUCACAUGAAACAAGAGUCAUUUUAUGACCUUCUCAUUCCCCGAUGUCUGCUUAUGUUGAUUGUAAUGCUCAUUGGUACUACUGAUGGCCUAAAAACCUCGCUGGUUUGAUUUGAAUCUGAUUGCUGGUCUUUAGCUGCUCUCCCAGCCUGAUCAGCCCACAAAACCAUUGUAAAACGACCAAAACAGACCACUGGUAUACUGGUUUAAGCUGUUAUUAACAGCAGGGAUGUGGCUGAUGGUUUUGUUUUUUACCAAUUUAUUCAGAAUCUGUAGUUAGCAUCUAGUCAUUGUCAUAUUUUGCUAAAACAUUCCUUAUUUUGAAGUAGCUGGGAAUGUUUAGAGUUGCACACCAUAAAUGCCUUAAGUUGUAUGACCCUGAUGACAUCACAAUCCCAAACUUCACUCCGAAAGCGACUGCGAACAUCGGUGUUAGUUGAAAGCCAAAUGCUCAAUUCAUCUGACUUUCAUAGAGACUUUAAAUGUUUGGGGUUGGUUUAUGAAAGGGAAUAUAUUUAGGUGUUAAGAACUUUAUGGAUGUUUAAAGAAAAGCUUUGUUUACAUUUUAAGAAAUCCCGAUAUUAAUAUAUUUCACAGAUAUUUUUGUCACUUUGGAUUCUGGCUAGUUUUACAGAAAAGUCACUUUGAGCCAUAUGUGUCACGGAUAACCGGUGUCCUUUCUUUAUUCCAUGGCACAAAGAAUCUACCUAAGAUUUUGGAUUUUAAGGACGCUUUAGUUUCAGGUGAUUUAUUUAAAGUGAGAAAAAAAGCGCAUCCCUUUUUUGAGGGAGUUUUCUUAUUUAUUGAAGAUUAGCUUCACGGACCGAUAAUCAUUUAAAAAUCUUGAAUGCUUAGCUAGGUGAGUCUUUAAAAGCUUUGCACACGACCAUUAAAUCUGUGUAUAGAUGUUGUAUUACAAAUGUAGUGAUGCAAACACGAAAAUGUGGUUUACAUAUGCCAGUAUGAACCUACUGGAUUGUUUGAAAUAAAAUGCAUCAGGUCCUAUUUUGAUAUUGAUUGUAAUGAAGAAAGCCAAAUGCCCACUUGACAACCUUAAGAAUGUGUCUCAUUUGUAGAUAAAUUAUGCAAUUUGCUUCUCACAAUCUUUGCCUCUUUUCUGUCAGCUGUGAAUAGUCUCGAUGUAUGUAGCACCGAACCAUUUGAAAACUUCUACCUCAUGAUCUACUGGCUUUGGUUUAGUAAACAUGAAAACAUGUUCUUCUUGUUAUGGAGAUAAAUGAAUGUAAUAAAAAGUGUUAUCAACAACUGAA
Paramisgurnus dabryanus is the source of this 8050-nucleotide messenger RNA. RefSeq names its product GREB1 like retinoic acid receptor coactivator (gene greb1l). Gene Ontology annotation, biological process: multicellular organism development; kidney development. Lineage: Eukaryota; Metazoa; Chordata; Actinopteri; Cypriniformes; Cobitidae. The record is from RefSeq and is a predicted model, not a curated record.